UUGGGGGAGGGGAGUCGGUAGACAAUUUAUAGCCGUCACUUUUAAUAGCGAAACGUCCCGGUCCUAAACUAGACACAUAGUUUGACUGUUUAAAUUCAGUUGAAGAUCUUCCAAACCUGGCAACACUGAAAGCAUGGGCUGUUGGAUCCCUUCUGAUUUUACCUGCUCCUUUCUGCUGGUUCGGGAGGAUUGAUUAUUUCCCAUUUUACGACUAGAGUUUUGGCCGAAAACCAAGGAAAUCAGAUGACUAACAAUUAUCAAGCUCAUUAGGACUUAAAAAGAUGCUGGUCUAGUCUAACAUGGUCUAACACCUGUACAGCUGCAGCAAUCUAGGAGCCUCAGAUAAGGCUUAACCUAAAAUGGCGGAUCUACAACCCCUUCAAGAAUUAAGUUGUUUAAAGAGUACUGAUAUAUUGGUCCACGUAGAAGAAGCUCUAUUAGACUUUUUAGUUGUUUCUUAUGAACAUGAUAGCAAGUUAUAUCAAGGGGUCCUUCUGGACUCGACAAAAAGAUCCCUACCCUGUGGGAUUCUUACCCCACCUGGAUUCCCUGUGGUGGACUCUGCACAACAUGGCCUUGGAUCAGACGAGGAUAAAAUGUAUAGUGUUGCUCAACGGUACUCAUAUUUUCAGGAAAAGUGCCCUUCCCCCGUGAAUGUAGCAGCAAAAGAUAGCUUUCCUCCUGGAUCUGCUUAUCAUAUGAGACGAGCUAUGAGAGGAGGCCAUUCUAAAUUUAAGAAUAGUCGAAUGACUGUAAGACUGAGACCAAGGCAAGUUUUGUGUUCCAAGUGUAAGAGCACUUGUAAUGAAAAUUCUGAAAAUGUAGAUUUAUCAAGAAAGCGGAAGAGUGCAGAAUCCACUGCCUCUAACAAAGGACCAGUUGAGAAAAAAGUUUGUCCUCCUCGACAAAUAUCCCCUAAAUCUCCAAGACCACCAUUCUCAGAAAACCCUCAAGAAAACAAACCGUCCCUUGCCAGCAGAAGGAAGAAUUCUUCAAGUCCUCCUGUUGAUUCUCCAUCAUUACGCCAGUCCCUGAUUCCAAAGACUGUGAUGGAAAGUGAAAUCCCUCAAACUUUGAGUAGCAAUGUAAAUAAAAUAAAAAUUGCACCAGAGUAUUGGCAGAAACAAGCAAAUGAAUCUAAUGUGCCGUCUGAGAAAAGUAGAAGAACAAGCAUGCCACACACUAAUUCCAACUCCAACAGUGACAUGGGCUCCACUGAGUGUCUAGAAGAAAUUUCAUUUGAUAUGAGUAAGAAUCAGUCCUUAGAAGCGACAGAACGAGAAAAACUUACUGAUGAUGAUGCCUCAAAUGAAUUGAAUGGAUUAGAUAUAUAUGAGAAAAACUCUGGUAUAAUUGAAAUGUCUGACAAUGCAGUAGAUUCACUGUCAAAGUUAAAUAGUUCAUUUGCCAGCUCAGGAACAGAUGAAAGUCAGGACAGGAUGGUUUUACGAAAGAAGCGAAAUGUAGGGUCUAUGGAAGACUUAUGGGAUGAAAGUGUUUUUCUUGAAGACGCUACACGGAGAACCACGCCAGUCAUCAAAAUUUCAUUUGGAGCUCAGGGUGAAGGUACUGUUUUAAAAAUACCAGCAAAAGUGCGGAGCUAUCAUGAUAGUGAAAGUGAUUUUGAAGACCUAGAAACACAUAAACCAAAAACUCCUACGAAAGAGGCAAGGACUAAAGCUGCAAAGAAAGCUCUGAAGAAAGCAAAGAAGGAGGCUCGCCGGAAAGUAAACAAAGAUAAGCCUGAAUCUCCACCAAGACCUGGUGGUAGUUCUCCAUACCAGCGAAGACGUAAAAGAAAGGUGAAACACAAGAAGAGACAUAAAGGAGUCCGAGAACAUGAAAUGAGUGCAGUCGAGGAAGAAGUGGAUGUGGAUUACCCUCCACUUUUGGAGGAAGAUCCACUUAAAAUUGAUGACAAACCAAAAAAUGAGGAGUCCACCAUCAAUAAUUGUGAUAUUGAUUCAAUGAAAGAAAAAUGCUUGAAACAGAAGCUUUCUAUAAGUCUGAAGCGUUUGACUGCCACAGCUUAUGCAAGAUGUGGUGAUACAAGUUGUUCAACUGGCUCAGACAGUUCGGGUAGUAACUCAGAAUUUUCAGGAGCUGAUGAUUUGCCUGACUUUCCAAAACUGGAUUCAGCUCAUACAUUCCUGACCGUUGAGUCCUGUGAUACAGGUGAUGGAAGAAAAAUGGAAGUGGGGGAUGUAGUGUGGGGGAAAAUUCAUGGGUUCCCAUGGUGGCCUGGAAAGGUUUUGAGUAUAACUAUUGAAAGAAAAGAGGAGCCUCAGAGACCUCAGGCACAUGUGGCCUGGUAUGGUUCAUCAACAUCAUCACGAAUGCCUUGUGAUCAGCUUUGUCCCUUCCUUGAAACAUUUAAGACUCGCUACAAUAAAAAGAAGCGAGGUCCAUACAAGGAAGCCAUUCGACAGGCAACUUGUGAAGCUCGCAAAGCCUCGUUAGAUCCACUUGCAGCUUGUGAAGCUCGCAAAGACACCUUGGAUCCACUUUCAGCUUGUGAAGCUCACAAAGACUCCUUGGAUCCGCUUGCUACCUGUGAAGCUCUCAAAGACUCCUUGGAUCCACUUCAAGAAGUAGAUAUUGUGCUGUGAUGUAUCUACAUUCAAGUCAACCCUUAGUCAGAAGUGCAAUUAAGAACUAGUCAUGUGGAAGCCUUGAAACUGAGUUGUCUUGUAGUGAUGUACUUGUUCUACGGCCUACAUUUUACUCAGCCUUCUAUCAUAUUUGUUUCGUGCUUAUGUUGAAGGAGAGUUGAAAAAGUGUCAAAUAUUUGUAAGUGAUUCUGGUUGCCGAUGUGUUUCAAUCACUAACUUGUAAUGCUAUUGUAGCUUCAAGUCCUGCCUCUGUUUGAGUAUAUGUUUACGCAACAUAUCUCUCUUUACAUACUUCAGGUGAAACUUAGAUGAUCCAAAAGAAGUGGUGUUGAUUUUUCUCUGUAUAUUAUGACUUAAUGCUUUGUCAUGAUUGAUAAAAGUAUGUCUGUGACUUAAUACUUUGAAGAGUACAAUGUAAGAGGUAUAUCUAAGUUAUAUUAGUUGAAACUAUUUGGUUUUGUUAAGCUCGUCUUCCAUAACCCAUAUACUUUAGCAUUUGUCUUAUUCUUUAAAUAAGUUAAUACUUUUAGAUAUAGUCCUCUCAGGGCUAAGUGUUCCCAUUUUACCUCUAUGAGGUUGUCUCCUUGAGUGCUUAAGCAUUUUUAUUGGUACUGACUGUGAAUUGCCAACAUUAUCGUUCUUUUCUCAUCCCAAAUUCUUAAUUUAGUUAAAAAUUGUCCUUUCUUGGACCUAUUUACAAAUUAUGUACAUGAAAAGACUGCAUCACAAACAGGCUGCUAAUGAACACAUAUUUAAAGCAAUGAUGAUGAUAAAGUCAAAGCUUUCCUUGUGCGGAAUGUUUUGCCUGUUCAUGCAUCAAAUUUAAUUUUUAAGAAAUUGACUGUAACUAAUAUCAAACUUUCCUUUUGAAAGAUAAUUAUUUUGGAAGUGGCACAUAGUGUACUUUGCUUGCUAGAAUGAUUUGACACAGCCCAUAAUUUUACUGACCUGUCAUCAUUACGAAUUUGUUGGGAUUUGUUCUGUUCAUAGUCUGUGUUUCAAAUCCCAGUAUUUUUUAAAAGAUCUUUGAUCUUAGUGUGGGCUGACUAUGAGCACACCCCUAAUAAAUGUUUACAGACUACAGGUCUUUACUAUAGUUAAUGUUUAUGAUGUGUACUUCCUAAUUCGUUCCUUGUGUGUGAUGUCUAAUAGAAUACAAGUUUACUCUACCUUUUUAAAAAUUUCCAUUUGUGUGAUGCUCUUAUUAAACUAACAAUUAUGUGUUCACAAAAAAGGGGGAUUGAUUAAAAAAAAAAAAAACAAGGACUGUCACUUGUGUUACUAGUUCAUGAUGAUGAUUUAAUUGUAGUGUAUUAUGUACUAAUGUACUGUGUACCUAAUUGUAGGCUUCUUGUUUCCUUAUCAGAAUAAUUAUGGAAACAUUUGGCAUAUUUCCAUAGGUUGCCCCACCCCCUUAUGAAUAGUUGAAUUAAAUAGGAGAAAUGUGCAUUGAUUGUUGCGUUACCAACGACGGUUUCUUUAGCUUUUGUCAGUGUGUGUUUCACUUGUGUUUGUAGCUUUGAAGUAUAUUGUUUUAUUUAAAUAACAAUUAUUUGAUAAGAGUUGUCUUGAUGUGCCUUGAAAAGCACACCUUGCUUUCUCCAAAAGCUUGUUACCUCUGUAGUAUUUUCUCAAUUUUAUGUGGCUUGCUCUAAUAUGGGCUUGUCCCAUCUCAUCAAGAUGCCCUCUUACUUUGUUAAAUCUCUAGAAGCAGAUUUGCGUUUUCAAUUCAUAGUUUUGAUCAACGUUUUACUUUAAAUAUGUAUAUUUUUGUUAUUAAAACCCUGACUCACAUUCCUUAGAUAUACUUUGUGUGAAUGAUGGUUUGUUUGUGUGCAUCACAUUGCUCUUGUUUGUUGUCUAGACCAGGGAGGUUUUUUAUUACAAAGAUUUGAUUUUUUUUCUUAUUUUGCGAGACAGUAUGUUUUAAAGUUGUCACUUCUAUCUGGAAAGAACGGCCCUCUAAACUUCAUCAUUUCUCUAGAGAUGGACACCUACUAUACUAUUUUCUCCACCCAAUUGUGACAAACUUUAAGUGAAGUUACAUAUAUCCUUACUCUGAAUGAUAAGUUUGCAUGUUGCA
This is a messenger RNA of Thrips palmi, 4695 nucleotides long. RefSeq names its product PWWP domain-containing protein 2A-like. Gene Ontology annotation, cellular component: chromocenter; nucleus. The transcript is spliced from 6 exons. Bases 360 to 2609 code for a protein of 749 amino acids. NCBI's taxonomy places the organism in Eukaryota, Metazoa, Arthropoda, Insecta, Thysanoptera, Thripidae. Gene Ontology annotation, molecular function: chromatin binding. The record is from RefSeq and is a predicted model, not a curated record.